AUGCACUUUCGGGGAAUUCGAUUAUUGCUUUGCCUCUUCUGUCUUGCGCACUCAACCCUCCAGCAGAGUUCCUCCAAGAAAAAGAAAGGUAAAAAAUCAUCCAACAGUGCUGCCAUUGAAGAGUUGAAGAAACAGAUCGAUGAAAUUGUGGAGGAUCUGAAUGUGUUGAAGCAACAGCAAGCCUUACAAGCAGUUUGCCUGAAAGGCAUAAAAAUCCCCGGCAAGUGUUUCUUAGCCAACCCCGUGAAGAAAAGUUUCCACACGGCCGCCGACGACUGCAUUGCGAAAGGCGGCACCCUUAGUACCCCUAUGACUGGCAACGAAAACGAUCAUCUCUAUGACUACGUCCGCCAGAGCAUUGGUCCAGAGGAGCAGAUCUGGUUGGGGAUCAACGACAUUCUGAAGGAGGGGGAGUGGCAAGAUCAGAGAAGCUCCGUCGUGCGCUUUAAAAACUGGGAGUCCGAAAUCACACGACAACCCGACGGCGGCAGAAGCCAAAACUGUGCUGUCCUCUCCAGCACAGCUAACGGGAAGUGGUUUGACGAGAAGUGCACGGCAGAGAAGGCGUCCGUCUGCGAGUUCAAUAUCGUCUGAGUUCUUUCCUGUCAACGCGGAAAGGUUGAUCUUUUGUUUGCAUUGGCGCAUAAAUACAUAGAGCAUGAACUACUC
Chanos chanos (milkfish) is the source of this 669-nucleotide messenger RNA. It is a transcript of the gene clec3ba, whose product is annotated as C-type lectin domain family 3, member Ba. Gene Ontology annotation, biological process: bone mineralization; ossification. The record is from RefSeq and is a predicted model, not a curated record. NCBI's taxonomy places the organism in Eukaryota, Metazoa, Chordata, Actinopteri, Gonorynchiformes, Chanidae. The transcript has 3 exons. Bases 1 to 594 code for a protein of 197 amino acids.